Messenger RNA from Sungouiella intermedia, 1704 nucleotides. NCBI's taxonomy places the organism in Eukaryota, Fungi, Ascomycota, Pichiomycetes, Serinales, Metschnikowiaceae. The record is from the annotation of a GenBank genome assembly.
AUGGUCUCACUCGAACAUAUCCAUGAUUGCUUGCAAGCACAGCCGAAUUCCUCGGAAAUUGCUAGUACCCUCAAUAACUUGGGCACGCUUCUUCGAGAUGAAUCCAAUCGUGCGGACCCACUCCUACUGAACAUUAUUCCUCUUGUACUUCCAUUAUACAACGCUGAACCUUCCGAGGUCAUCAGGGUGUUGGUCAAUUACACCGCAGACAACGAAGAGAAUCGAGUAUACUUGACAUCACAAGACCCACGCGUCCACGAUUUCUGGGCUGAGGCGAUGUCUCAACUCAACGACACAACCUUAGGUCUUCAUACGGUUCUUCUCUUAACACAAUUCAUUCACAAUGUCGACGACGACAAGAAAAAGAUCAUGGUAACUUCGCUUCUUGACCUCGGUGUUGCAGAGAGGCUACUUGACUACUGUAGUAGCUGUGAAGAGAACAACAAUCGUGACAACCUCUCGAUGCCUUUAGAGCUUCUCGCGGAGUUCACUGCCAUGAACCCGAAGAAAUUUGGCUUGAAAGAUCUUCUAUGGGUGAUUCACAUCAGCUCUGGAAUUAUCAAUGACUGUGAUAGUGAGGAUUGCAACGAGAUGUUGUUGUAUUCGUCGCAAAUAGCCUUGAACGUGACGAAUGUGGACCAAUUGGAUGGGUUGCCAUCCAGCGAGACCUCUCCCAUCUUGGAAAUCUACGACCUCAUGAACAAAAUACCGUCUGAUUUGGAGAACAUUGCACAUAUCAAGAGAAAUUUCUUCUCCACUUGCGGAAACAUCUCAUCGUAUAUCGACUACGAUAAUAUGCUGGACCUAGCCUUGAACAGUGAGAAUCUUAUCAAAACCAACAAUGAUCUCUAUGUGGCUGCGGCACUGGCCAUUCUGAUUGGAAACUGUGUGUCCAGCAAAGAAACCCAGUCGGAGGUAAUUGACCAACUUAGACAACUUGCAGGCUUUGAAGCGAUUGUUGAAGCUGUUCUACAUCUUCAAUUCGGAGAUGUUGUUCAGUAUCAAGCAUUGCACUUCUUUAACAAUCUUUUCACUAAUGACACGGCAGAUAUCAUCUUGAAAGAAGAAAAUAUAUCCCAUCUCGUUCGAAUUUCCAAAGUCGUGGUUGAUAACUGCAAGUACUACAAGGAAAUUGGAGGCAUCUACUUUAAGUUUAUGCGAAAGCUAGUCACUACAGGCUUCGUGGGGGACCGCAAUGUGUUUCUGUACGGCGAUGUUUGGAACCAGUUGGCUUCCGCUGAGUCCGACUCGGGAAUGAGUGAGGUCGAGAUGCUUCUUUUGCAAGCGAUUUCCACAUCACCAGUGUCCAAAACCCAGUGGAUCGCCAACUCUGCUCUUGUACAAAACUUACUAGCAGAGACCCUCUCGGUUGAAGGAACUAUCGAUGGAACAUUGAUUCUCGCCAAAAUCAAGACGUUGGCAGUUCUACUUCAGAAUUAUUCUUGUACAGAUAUGGAGGCAAGUUUAGGACCAGAAACGUUUGUGAAGACGUUUGCCGAACCUUUCUACAAGUUGAUGGAGCAGCUCUCGCAGACUCUUGCCGAAAGCACUACAAACCACAAUGCAGCCGGCCAGAAAGCAGCAGUUGCCAAUAAUACGAAAUAUGUGGCUGCCAUAGCAGCAGAAAAAUUCUCCCAGUUGCAGACCCCUGAGCCACUUUAUCAGCAGAUCGUCACUGUGUGUUCUGCGAUAGUGAGGCAUUGA